AACAUUGAAAUUUUAAAAAGUAGAAAGAGAAAGUGAAAUCCGGAUUUCGGAGCGUCUCUCGCUCUCUCUCUCUCUCUUCUCUGCAACUCAACUUUGUCCUCUUCGGCUCUUCCCUACAAUACAAUGCAAUCCAUACCCAAAUGGCAUUAUUCACCGAUCUCCAACCUCAAGAGGAAAGAAAGAAAGAAAAAAGAGCAGCAUUUUUUGAGUAAGAUGUGAAGAUUCGGUGUGGUGGUUAUGGGGUCCAGCAGUAGCAAAGAUUCGUCAUCGUCGUCGUCGUUGGCGGUGCCUCCGGAGGCUUCGGUGCUUCGGAGGACGAGGUCAAAGGGAGCUAGGGUUUUCCAGGCUUCGUGUCUCGGCAGGUCGUUUGGACCUUAUGAUAGCGACAAUGACGAACAGGGUUCGCAUCACCGGAACAAAGAAAAUGGGAGGUUGAUUAAGGAAGCAUGUACAGACCAAACCACAAUGGAGUCUAAUCCAGUGGAUCAUGAGUUCUAUAGAAAGUUUAAAGCUCAACAACAACAGCCACCUAACGGAGUCCCUUGCAUCUCUUCUGAUAGUGAGCUUGAUGAAUGGGGUCAAGAGAUUGUCACUGAUACUGUUUCUAGAGCCGGUAGCAGCUCAAGCCGAGUUGCUUCAAGUCGAUCCUUGAAUUCUUCAAGUUGCUUCCGUUCCCGCUUUAAUUUCUUUCCUGGUAAUUUAAGCUUUAGACUGAGCAGAGCGGCUAGCUUGGGGUCAUCAAGGUCCUAUCCUCUUUUCUCCACAAGUCUAACAAUGUCAAACACUGAAGAAGGGUUUCACAUAAAUACUGGUCCCAGCAAUAGUUCAGUUAACAGAAAUGAAACUCGACAAGGGAGUGACUUGCUUACUGCAUGCAGCAUUAAUAGAUCUCCCACACCACACUAUGAAGAUAAUUCUGGUGUAUUAAGAUUAGACUCUUCAGCUUCCGGUCGUUCGGUUCAUUUGCAGGAUGAUGAAGUUGUUCCUACUCAAGAUGUGAUCAGAAAUAAUGACAAUACGGGAAUUCAGACUGAAGUGAAUUUGGUGUCUCCUAGGAACCGUACUGACUUUGAGAAUAUUGAAACUAGACCUCCUGAAAGGAGGAUUGGGGCUCGAGAACCUGUUGAAAGAAGUGUCCGGUUUAGCCGAACUUUAAGUGUUGGAAGACUUCGUGAUAGGGUUCUGCGGAGAUCCUCAUUAUCUGAUGGAUUGUUUGGCCGUCUGCAAGAAGAGAGGGUAGGGACAGAUUCUAGUCAGGGAAGUGGAAGACAGGUGUGGGGUGGUGCAACCAGAACAAUAUCAACUGACGGAAAUGUUGAAACAACAUCGACUUCAUCCACUAGUCUUCAAUCCAGUAUGUCAAGCUCUAGGCUCAGAAGCCAAGAUCGUGAGGUGGACAACUCGAGACCAAGAGAAGCUCGGUAUCACGAUAAUCUGGACCAUAGAACAGAUUUUCUUGAGAGGAGAAGAAGAAUAAGAUCACAGGUUCGCGCACUUCAGCGAUUGGGAAGCCGCUUUGAGAACUUAUCUGGACAUGAGAGGUCGUGUAUUCUGUCUGGACAACAUCGAACAGGACAUUGUUCAUGUAGAAUGAGCAAUCGGGCUGCUAAUCCUGAUGAUGACUCCAGUGCUAGAGCAAGCAUAUCAAGAAUUGUUAUGCUAGCAGAAGCUUUAUUUGAGGUUCUGGAUGAAAUUCACCAGCAAUCAGUGGUUUUGUCCUCCCGAUCUUCUGUGUCUUCCAUCGGAUCUGUUCCUGCACCAAAGGAAGUGGUGGAAUCCAUACCUGUGAAGAUAUACAUGAAAUCGCAAAAACAGCACAACGAAGAGGCUGCACAAUGUUAUAUAUGCCUUGUGGAGUAUGAGGAGGGAGAUUGCAUGCGGAUUUUGCCAUGUCACCAUGAAUUUCACAGCACAUGUAUAGAUAAGUGGCUUAAGGAGAUUCACAGGGUAUGUCCACUUUGUCGCGGUGAUGUCUGCAGAUCUGAUUCACAGCCUUUGCCUGUGGAUAAUUGAAGUGAUGGCAUGUGCCUAAUUUUUACCCAAGGCGUCUCAAGUUAUGGGGUUGGAGAAUAGAACCAGCCCAAAGUGAAAACUGGACCAAAACUAUCACUCCUUGAUAUGGUCCCUCAUCACACCUAAGGAGCUAAGAAAUUCCCAGUGGAGAGAGA
This is a messenger RNA of Telopea speciosissima, 2168 nucleotides long. RefSeq names its product E3 ubiquitin-protein ligase RLIM. The transcript has 7 exons. The record is from RefSeq and is a predicted model, not a curated record. Lineage: Eukaryota; Viridiplantae; Streptophyta; Magnoliopsida; Proteales; Proteaceae. The coding region runs from base 238 to 2013 and encodes 591 amino acids.